UCAAUUAAAAAAAAAAAUAUUAAAUGAAACUAGAAGAAUAAUAAAUAAAGAUAAAAUACGGCAAUUAAAUUAUAAAAGUAUAUCAACACUUAGCAAUACUAAAAGUAAUUCUCAAUAUGAUAAAGAUAAACAGAAAUCAAAAAAAGAAAAAAAAGAUAAUAAUCCAAAAGUAAAAUUAGCAGGAGGUAUAUUAGGUAGCUUUUUAAUAUGCUCUUUUGCAUAUUUAAUUAUUUUAUUUAAAAAUAAAAAUGAGGAAGACGAUAUUGAAACAAGUGAAACUGCUGAAGAAUUUGAAAAUGGAAAUCCAUUAAGUUAUCUAAAUAUGGAUGAAGAAGUUAUUGAAGUGUCCUUUUUUAGAGAUGAAAGUCUUUAG
This is a messenger RNA of Plasmodium gallinaceum, 373 nucleotides long. RefSeq names its product reticulocyte binding protein, putative. Lineage: Eukaryota; Apicomplexa; Aconoidasida; Haemosporida; Plasmodiidae. The record is from RefSeq and is a predicted model, not a curated record. The annotation marks the transcript as partial. The transcript has a single exon.